CCGAGUACUCACGAUCGCCGCGAGCUUCCGCAGGAUGUGCCCGCGCGAAACUUCGGCAGAUCCCUCGACAAGUUGUCGCGCAACGAUAGCGAACGACGUGACGAGAUCGCUCGAUGUAUCAACGUGAUUAAUUACAGCGCUAAAUUAACAGAAAUUCCACAAAGCGAGCACCGUUCGCUUAAUCGGUUUCGUGAUUCCAUUCACACGGGUAUCGAGAGUAAUUUAUUUGUAAUUAUUGCCCUCGACACUAAAUAUCGCUUUGGACUUCACUGUAAUUCCGUUAGGCAUUAGUUGGAUAUUAAUUUGCGGACGAUUAAUCGACGAUGAAUUAUGAAACGGGCCUCGUAGAUCGAGCGUGCUCGAUAUUCCCGUUCAGAAGUUUCACAGCCCGAGUGUAUAAAACGUUGCGUGCGGAUCUUUCCUCUCGAGUCAGGCUCUCGAAGAGGAUGCCUAUUCAUUAAUCGUAAACGCGAAGACUUUCCUCGCCUGACUUUUUCGCGUAUGCAAACCGGUGGAACGAGAUGCUCACCGGCGUGCAACGGGAAAGCCGUUGAACGCGAGCAUUCGCGGCAGCCCCGCGAUGUUUCGGGAACGAUGAUAAAGACCCCGAAGUAGCGAGACUCCGCGGCUGUUUAGCGGCGAGCAUUUCCGGGACCCGGCGAGCACCCGAUCGAUACCUUUAUCGGGAUCGCCGCCGAGGCCGGUCUAAGAGGUGUUGAGAGUGUGUCGGAGAGGGAAAAAAAACAUGCAGCUACUUUCCAGCUUCAUGGAUCGGCACACGAAGCGAGGAGCCUCCUUGAAAAAAGGAAAGCACGAAUCCAUCGGAGGCGGGAGUCCUUUUGGUAGUUGGCCGUAUUCAACGGGGGGUCCGAUCAGACCCCUUUGCAGUAACGUUGGCGGCGGCGGUGCGGCGGGGGGCACCAACAUGACACCCGACGACCCCGCGCCCGACGAAGAAUUCGCCCUCGCCGUCGCGCAAAAAGCACAGAGAGAUGCAGAGGCAAUCCGCACCGCACUGUAUUUCGGAGUGGUACUCGCGAUCACCUGGAUGAUAGGAGCGGCGGGUCUGUCCCUGGCGUGGCUGGUUCUGAUCCUGGCACUGGCAGCGACCGUCGUUAAGGCGAGGUACUCCCGGCUCCUUCAGAUGGAAUUGCACCACGAGCUGGCCAGGUUACGCAGAAGACGGGCCCUGUACAAAGACGAGACCGCCGAGUGGCUCAGUCUGUUGAUCAACAAGUGGUGGAGAUUUAGCGCUGCCAGUAUAUUUUCCUUGGCGAAGGAACGAUUGGAACCUCUUCUCAAUGAAGCCAAACCCGGCAUACUAGGUCCAUUAGAAUUACGCGAACUCACUCUCGGCGAACAGACGCCGUGCAUCACUCGCGUCAGAACACUCGAUUGCUGCAGCGAUGACGAUCUUCCCAAUGACCAUCACUUCGACCAGACUAAAUUGUCCAUCGAAGCGGACCUGCGGCUGGACUGCGAACAAUUCCGCAUGCUCAUCACCACGCGGUUAUUUGGUAAAGGUGUGGGGAUGGAUAUCGAUCUAGCGGUGGAGAAGCUAUCGCUGUCCGGCACGAUUAUCGUCAAUUUAACACUGAACACGUCGGCGCCGUUUCCACACGCGACAGGACUCAGCGUGAGUUUUCUGGAGAAGCCGGACGUUUGGUUCAGCGUAAGAAUCCUACGAGCAGUGCAGAUGAUGGAGAUGCCGUUGAUCAAGACCUGGAUUCACGCGGUGGUCACCGACGCUCUGGCCAGCUGGCUGGUCGACCCGGGCCAGUUGGAGCUGAACCUGAGGGCGCGGGAGGAACCGGGUCCUGGAUUGGAUUUUGUGACCAGUUCGUUGCCGCAAGGAGUGCUUACCAUCGUCCUGUGCCAGAACGGUUGUUCUGCGAACGUCGCUGAUGAGGUGAGAUGGCUCGUGGUAACGGUGGGCGAUCAAAAACGGAUCACCUCGAACUUGAGCUCAACGUGGACCGAGGACGUAUCUUUCUUGGUCGGGCCGUUAGACAACGAGAGGAUCACCAUCAAGCUGAAAGCGAAACGUCUCAUUAGUACAAUCACUUUGGCGCAGUUCGAGUUAGCGUUAGGAGUCUACGACUGGGAGAAUUUGCAGAUCGUUGAAACCGUAUUACAACAAAAGAAACCGUCCCGCAGUAGUGCUAACAUUCCGAGUAUCAAUGCGCGAUUAGAGUACACCACUCUGCCGCACUUGGACCCCGACUUACCGCAGCCAGAAUUAAUGGCCGAUAAUAUGCAUCUUGCAGGGGUAUUGGUGGUUUACAUUCAUUCCGCUGACAAUCUCCACGGCGAUACUGUUCAGUGUAAUCCUUAUUGCAUGCUGUUCAAUAACCGGAAGAAGGUGAAAACAACGCAUUACAUUUGCUCGACCACGUCCCCGGUUUGGAACUGCAGAGCGCAAUUUUUGGUGCAGGAUUACACGCAAGUGUCGCUGAGCUUCGUCAUUUAUUCAUGGAAUAUAGUAAAAUCGACGGAUACGGACAUGCUUGGACUCGCCAUGCUAUCUCUGUCUCAGGACACAACGUGGAUCGUCAGAAAAGAACUCACACUGAAUGGUUCCAACAUCGCCUCUUCCAUGACUGUCUCCGUGCUGUUUUAUCCUAUCAAGAGUGUACAACAAGUGGUGAACAGUCGCAGAAGCAGCCUAGUUCCAACUACAUUGGACGACGAACCGAAAAUCAAACGGAACAGUCUGCCAUGGAUGCAACAGGCGAAGCUGCUAUUAACGCACAAGGACGUCGAUCCCGCCUCCUCCGAUAUAUCCAGUCUCCUGUCCACCGGAAGCGGCUUGAUGGAGGUAACGUUGUUGCGGGCGAGAGAUCUCGUCGCAAAGGAUUUCAACGGCUUCAGCGAUCCUUUCUGCGAAUUGAAACUGAACAACGAGACGAAAUACAAGAGCAGUAUAAAGAAGAAGACGCUGAAUCCUUGCUGGGACGAGAGUUCCAUCAUGGGCUUGCCGAAGACCGGAGAAGCUUUAGAUAUCCUGUUAUGGGAUCAUGAUACUUUCGGCUUGAAGGAUUACCUUGGGAAAGUAUCACUGACUCUCGACGAUAUCAGAAAGCUGUCGAACAGCGAUCAGUCCCAUUGGUUUCCGCUGAGAGAAACCAAAACGGGAUCUAUAGAGCUGAAAAUUAAGGUCUUGUCGGAAGAAUGCGAGACGCAAAGCACGUAUGCAACCAGCAAUGUCAGCGACAAUUCUUCUCAUCUAAACACCGAGCCUGAUUCCUUGUCGAGUAUCGUGCGAAGGCCUUCCAUGGAAAAAUCUAAAAUACGUCUACACUUGGAUCCGGUUGUGCCACCACCACCUCCACCGCGCACUGUCACCCUCCUGAAGCCAACUACGUCCAACCAGUCCGAUAAAAUCAGCAUCACCAGCAAAGAGUCCAACGAAGUAAACGGGACGCCAAGUUUCUGGAUUCCGAAAGUCAUCACGGAGUCGGUUGCGAGUAAUUCCAUUGACGAGGCCGACGCCGCCAAAGUGAUCGCAGAGAGACGGGCCUCUCAUCACAGCUUGACCCCCAGCCCCGAACAGAGCUUCGGCAAAAAGUUACCGCAGUACAAUAGUUUCCGCAUGAUGAAGCAAAAGGUGAAGAGGGGUUUAAAACUUCGUAGAUUCCGUUCGGAAGUGACUAUAGAGGAUAAGAACGAUAACAAGGGUAUCACGUUGAGCCUGGAACCCAGAGGCGGCGGGGAGGCCGACGCCACGGAGCUUCUUUCGGAAUCCGGUCUAGCUCACGCGGUGUCGCAACCAGACAUGCUGGGUAGAAUACGGCAGCCCAGUCCGCGAUUAAGAUUGAGGCCGAAUGAUUUAAAAAUUGUCAAUGGCACUAGAGAGAAGUAUUCUGGAGUGGAAGGGAAGGUUCUUCAAGCGCAAGGUCUCCACGUAGCGCACAUCGCCCAAUUGUACUGCCGAGUAAAGCUUCAAACGAGCACCAGUCCGGAUAAGAUUGUCUCGCCUAACGGCGGUAAGACCAUCGCGAAAUCACGACUCCUGCCAGCUAUGCCUAAUCCUCAGUUCAGCAUAGAUUUCCAUAUAGACGGCGACGGUGUACCGAGGCAGGCGUUACUGCUAUUUGAGAUCAGGAGCGCCAGCAAGGAGCUGCUGGCCAGUCGACGUAUAACUCUACACGAAUUGCUAGGUGUAUCUGCAGCUAGCGACGAAAUUCACACGUGGUUGGCGCUGAAUAACGGCGCAUCACUGGAAGUACAAAUCGCUCACGGAAAAGAGCUUAAGAAUAAGUCGUCAAAAAAGUUGUUCCGUUCUUGGUCGGUUCAUCGGAUAGGGAAAAUAUGAGAGCUAAAGAAAAUGAGAUGCUGCAGUUGUGUAUCUAUUUAACACUCAUUCAUAAAAUCACAAGAUCUUCUCUUCACUCGUUUCUCGGAAUAGAAUUUAAUUUCGAGAACGCGAAUUCCGUCAGCGUUCAUCGCAUUAAUGAGGAGUGGAUAAAAAUCCUUAUUAAGGGGAUGCUGGAGCCGUCUGUUUUACCGGCAUUUUUUGUCGGCACGUAGCGUCGUAUUAAUUUGACAGAAUU
Temnothorax curvispinosus is the source of this 4553-nucleotide messenger RNA. Its product is annotated as tricalbin-1-like. Gene Ontology annotation, molecular function: lipid binding. Lineage: Eukaryota; Metazoa; Arthropoda; Insecta; Hymenoptera; Formicidae. The record is from RefSeq and is a predicted model, not a curated record. The coding region runs from base 746 to 4315 and encodes 1189 amino acids. The transcript is spliced from 20 exons.